This is a messenger RNA of Knipowitschia caucasica, 579 nucleotides long. Lineage: Eukaryota; Metazoa; Chordata; Actinopteri; Gobiiformes; Gobiidae. The record is from the annotation of a GenBank genome assembly.
AUGGACCUGCGACUCUACACUGUCUCCGUGAUGCUGCUCGUGCUCAGCGGCAGAAGCAGAGCGGCCAAAACCCUGGAAGUCAGAGAAGGAGAAGACCUCAGAUUCAAAUUCUCUUUUUACAAACAAAGCAAUUCGGUCGUGUUCUGUAAAGAUCGUUGUGACCAACAAGGGACGUAUUUGUUAUGGGCCUUCCCGAAUUUAAAAAUGGAGGAAGGCAGAUACAGCAUCGAGUACAAGAAGCGUUCAUUUCCGCCAAGUUUGGUGUAUGUGACAAUAAAAAACGUCCGCAGCUCUGACGCAGGACUGUACAGCUGUCUGAUGGAGAGAUACUCCUUCCGGGCGACUGAGAGUGAGAUCCAGGAGGUGAACAUUUAUGUUAUAAGUGAUGCGAGUCACAAAGUCUCCGAGGACCAGAGCACUCCUGAGCCCGACCACCUCCCACAGUCAGACGUGUGGCUGUACGUGGGCCUGGUCUUGAGCUUUCUGGUUCUCCUAUCCCUGAUUGUCACCGCCCUGCACCAGAGGAGGGGAGCCACAGACACAGGUGACCGCUCUCAGAUGGUCCCAGACACCAGCUGA